AUGGCAAGCGACACCAAGUCGCUCGUACGCGCACUCGGAGAGCUCGCGAUGUCUCUACGUCGACGUCGCAGUAGCUGUGAACACAGCAAUAUGGAAAAACACGCUAUUUUGAGAUGGUUGCGUAGCUUAAACGGUAAAGAAUUGGCGUCUCUGUGCUGUGUGGAGAAUGUAGGCUUUGUCAAGACUUUGCUACACAUGGCAGCGUGUUCUAGAGGCAAUAAACCGCGUGUACAUGAAUAUCAGCUCAUGCCACAUACAUCUACUGUCUUCCAUGUGACUCAGAACAAGUCUACAGCCAUAAAGAAACCGUCAAGAGCCACGCUAAGGGAAUUUGUCAAGCGUCCAGUCGUUAAAACACUUGAUGGUGAUAUGAUCUGGAGCUUUCAUACGCGAGAGUACGAAGAGUGCUGUGGAAAACUAUUAAAAGGCAUGCGAGUCCUCAAUACGUUGCAGUCUUGCGACACCGUAGCACUAUCAAUGGAGUUUUUUCAACCUUCAAUAAAGAAACGUGGAGCCUUUGCUGCUGACUUUUUCCACUUGAUGGAGGUGAUAUCAUGUGGUCAUUUUCUAAUGGACUGUCCAUCAGAAACGACGUUGAAACAUCGGAUAUGGGCCGAGACAAAAUGGCUAAAGGAACAAGGAUACUAUUCGCUGCAAGCACUUUUCGUUAAUCAGAUAGAACUUAACAUCUGGGCGUCUUGGAAGCAACACAAGAAAGACAUGACUACGAGAAUACCACUUCAAGGUCUUGCAUCCAAGAUGUGCUUGGUACACGAAUGGGAAACAGCAAGCAUCGAUCAGAAGAAUGCGGUAUUAAGCGUGCUUAGCUCAAAGACGAUCGAGCAUCUUCGUGCUCUGAAGCAGUCAGUACCUGUCGAAGCGGCAGAGGCAGCAAAAUUUCAGGCCGCGCGGUUGUCGUUGGAGUCGCUUUUGUGUAUACUGACUGUGCGUCAACAGGCAAGGUAUCGAAGUGAUCAUGGUCUAUUGGUGGAUAGCUGUUUCACGUGUGCAUUUGAAGACGCAGUGACUCGACCUCAAGUGGGAGUGAUAAAGCUAUUGCUGGCCGAGCAUCUUCAAGAGCAAUGCUCGAUUUUGCUUUGCGAAAGGCUGUCGAAGGAAGAAGAGGUGACUGCUGCUUCAAAUAUGUUGGCAGGUAUGUCCCUUAGCGAUGGAGUUAGUAUUGUUGAUUGUGGUCUCGAAGUCAAGGCUAAGGGUACCAACCAUUCUCAACGACGGCGUGCAAGUCGAAAGAAAAUGCUUAAGCUGCGACGUCGCGAAGGCGAAAUCCGUGCUGCUCAACAGGCACGUUUCAGUGACGUGUUGCGCGAGCUACGUGAACAUUACCGUCGGAAGCAGGAAGAAGCUAUCGCGUGCGUAGAUAAGGUACUACGCGACGUAAUUGACAACGCUGUUGAUGAUGGUCAGACAACACCAAGUGGGUGGAGCAUUUUAUUCGACCGCUGCAGCAAGAACUGUGUUCAACAUAAACAAAAAAGAAAAAGGAAGAAAACGAAAAGGAAAAAGUCGGGUGUCACGCCAGUGGCUGCGGGACUGGGAAGCAGCAGUAAGGGUGAAAAGCUGUUGGUUACUUUACCCCAACCUGUCAGAGUAUCAAACGGUUCGCGUUCGUGCGGAAUGAGUGGGAAGGAUGAUGCUGGUAAACUCAGCCCUGUGACCGCCGGCUCGGAAUCUUCAUCUUCUCAGGAUGAUACGCCGCUGGUUGGUUGCAAUAGAGACAGCGUGAGUACACAAGAUGACGGUCCGCGCUUAAGUUUAUUCUCUGAUGUAGAGUCGACUGGAGCACCAGCAUCAUCGAACUUGUCUGCGUCUGCGCUACCACCACUACCGACGUUUGGUUCUCAACAGUUCUAUCCUUCAUCUUUAACAACUCCUUUUUAUCUGUCGUUGGCACCUCGGGACCAUCACGCGCACCCACCUCCAGUGUCUCGUCGAGGCAUUGAUGACGAUGACGACAGUGGUGGACAAAAUCAUACGUGUCCAGCAGGAUCAGGACAUGUUUCUCAUGAAGCACCAGCUACUUCUGAGACAUCAAAUUUCGAGUGGUACAUGCCAUCCGUCUUUUCGUUCCAGGCUUCUGCGCAACGAUCUAUUUCCUUAACGCCUUCUCUCGAUUGGCAUUUUAAUCAUUGGCAAUUUAAGACUUCGGACGGAAAUUUUUCGGAUAAAGAAGCGUCACCUCCUACGACCAGAUGUGAUGAGUUGGACCCUCCGCUGCCACCACCUUUUUCGUCAUCAUCAACUUCCUCAGCUUCGUCUCGUUUUGCAAACGCGAGGAUAUCGGGAUCAACGAAAAAGUAUUCGCUGGCAUCAUUUUCUAAGAUAGCUGGGAUGGACUCAAGUCGACGAGAAUCUGGCCAAAUGGAUCAUGAUAGACAAGGUUUAACGGUCACAUCGAUUCGCGAAAACGACGACGGUGCUUCAAUUGCUGUGAAUAGCGAUAACAAGUCUGAUUUUUUAUAUCGUGAGGGGGGAUUCUUUGAUCGUCAGCGCGCUCUGAAACGUCGACGACGUCCAUGGCCAUUUGGCUACGCUCACGAAGAGAGCGAGGAAGAUAUUGCUGAUGAACAUGACGCUCGCAGAGAGGGGCGUUUUAAUAUGUACGGGGGCUCAAAGCGGUGCAUUGACACAGGCCAGAAGGAUGAUAUGUGGAUAGAGUGUGUCCACUGCUGUAAGUGUGCAUGCCACCACGCUUCUCGCCUCCGGAAUAAGCGUAUGGAGUACACUGAAGAUAGCGAUGCCGACAGCAACAACGACAAUAAAGUCAAAGGCUGUAAAAACACACACAUUACUGCGUCGUCAAAGUGUUCGAUGAGAGAUUCUGCAAGCGAUCUGAACGUCAAGGUUGCAAUGGCUUUAGAGCGCAUUACAAUGCUGGAAGAAAAGCUGGUUGAGAAAACUAAGGUCAUGAACGAGCAUGCUGUUAGUGCGUCUUCUGAAAUCACGACACUCAAGCAGACUGUAGCAACACUAACAGCACAGCUUCACAACACCGAGAACAAUGUGCAAGAAUUGCAACUCCUUCAGCAAUCUGUCCCCGCAAGUACGAGUGGACUGGAUAAUAUGUCCAUGGGUCAUGUAAGCUCCUGCAGCUCGCCACCAGCUCCGUUUUCGCCAUCCCCUUCGUCCCUAAACCAGCAAGCUGGAAGCACAUCUACUGCAGUACCUACCUUUCCGGAAGCAUACGCACAAACAAACUCCAUCAUGGGACCAUUUGUAUCAGUCCCAUUGUCAGUGCUACCUCCACGAAGUAAGUUACACUGGGACCUGUGUGAAUUUGCAGCACAGCUUCAAGCUGACAGUGAUUCACGCCUUCCUGCUCAGCUUGCUGCUCAACGGUUGUGUAUGGCGACAGUACAAUCGCUAUGGCCGCGUGCACAGGUGCGACCGUACGGCUCACAUGUAACGCGGCUUGUACUUCCGUCAAGCGACGUCGAUCUCGUAAUCUGCUUGCCAAAGGUGCGUCGUGACGCACCGGCUGACGCUGCUGGUAUGUUGGAAGGUCGAAACGCUAUUAAGGAGACGUGGCAACAGAAUCUUGCCCGCAAGCUAAAGCAAGAGCCUUGGGUUGUGCGUGACUCGGUAAAGACGCUACCGCAUGCUGCUGUUCCGAUUAUCACGCUCCUUACUGCCCCUCCAUACAAUGUAAGGCUCGACAUCUCGUUUGAAGGCCCCGGUCACAACGGUCUGGCUACCAAUGACGUCGUGCUUGCAUUGCUACACGAAUUUCCGCCUCUAGCGCCAAUGAUGCUUAUUCUAAAAAGUUUUGCAAUCGAGCGGGGUCUGGCGGUAGCUUACUCGGGCGGACUAUCGUCGUACGCAUUGUUGCUGCUUGUGGCGCGCUAUCUCCAGGAACACAGUGACACAAUGCCCAACGGGUUUGCGAACGCUUCUCGGGCUGUACAGCACAGCCUGUCAACGGUACAGGCGGGCGUGGCAGACUUUGGUUUGAUGCUCAUGGGCUUUCUGGACUUCUACGGAAACCGGUUUGACCCGCGCACGACGGGAAUUAGUGUAGCCUCGCGCUGUUUUCUAAAUCGUGAGAGCGCUUUUAUGGCGGGGCCAGGAACGUCAGGAAUUGGCGACCCUCAUCAAGUACCGCACCAAUAUCAGCAGCAAUACGCUGCUGAUGAUGCCGCCGUGGACGACCGCACAAGCCAAUAUGGCUACGGUCAGCAUAGGCAAAUGCCUGCGCAGCCUCACAUACAAAUGCUUUCACCACACUCCGAGGCAGCACCCGCUCCGGGCUGUCGACGGUACGGCUACCGUUCGUCGCUGGACUUGCCAGCAUCUCGAGCACUAGAUGGAAUGAAUGCCGCAACAGGCCUUUUAGACCACCAGCAGCUACAGCAGCAGACGUAUGAUCCACACAAGUUCGACCCGGUAUUUAUUGAGGAUCCAUUAUGCCCAAGCAACAAUGUGGGAAGAAAUUGUUUCCGGAUUAUGCAGAUUCGCCGCGCGUUCUCAGCAGCUCACCUUGCAUUGCUUACUGCAUCGCGAGAUCCUACAGUGUUUACACAUAACCGGAUCGAUUUAGUAGCUGGUGUUGCACUGCACCCGGACAAUAUUUUACGUGCCAUAUUGGGUGCAAGUGCUCCUGUAAAUGCAAAGCCUGAUACUGCUGCGUCUGCACCGGUCGGAGUAACUUCGUACAUGGGUAUAGAGCACUCUUACGCAUGUCACUCUUACAACCCGCAGCAACACCAGCAACAGGACGCGUACCACCACCAUCAUCAUCAGCCGCCACAACAGUCAUAUGACCAUGUUGGCAUCCCACAGCCACGCAGUACGAGUGCGUAUCGUAAUGAGCCCACAUCGCGAAGGCAUAGCGAAAGUGAGAGUGAGAAGUUGAUGGCUUCACCAUCGUCGACAGCGAGUCGUCCUGAUCGCAUAAGGAAGGGGUACACUGGCAGUCCGCGGCUCAUUCCCCAGAGCAAAAGCGGUGACGACCUCUCCCAAACACAAGUGCACUCGCUUCGUCAAAUCUCGACGAAACACGGGUGUCAGCCACGCCGUCUGUCAUCGACAAAGCAGAUAAAUGGUAGAGAGACAGCAAAGAUUCAUAGCCGCAAGAACAGUGAACGCUCGAUGAGCUUUGCAGACGUUGUGCGCGAUGGUGGCGGGACAAGAGGCGUAAGUGUGAUUGUGCCAAAGGCGUCACCACUUACCCUUGCCCGGCCUCCACGUUUCUCGCGUGACGACAUGGCGCUGGAGGAAAGCAUCAACGAGCGGUGGGAAACCAAAGACGACUCAGAUCUAAAGUGA
Messenger RNA from Peronospora belbahrii, 5283 nucleotides. NCBI's taxonomy places the organism in Eukaryota, Oomycota, Peronosporomycetes, Peronosporales, Peronosporaceae. The record is from the annotation of a GenBank genome assembly.